Molecule: messenger RNA, 1002 nt
Organism: Lachnellula hyalina
Lineage: Eukaryota; Fungi; Ascomycota; Leotiomycetes; Helotiales; Lachnaceae
Product: Kanamycin B dioxygenase
Exons: 3
Coding region: 1-1002 (333 amino acids)
Source: RefSeq, a predicted model, not a curated record
AUGUUCUCUCGAAUCCCCAAAUCAAGCAUAAGAGCACAGGCUCCCCGGCAAAUUUCACGUUCAGUGAGACGAUUUUCGUCACUUCCAAAAGCCGUCAUUGUAACACCGGAGGAGAGGAGCUCUGGGAUCUUGUCAUGGAGGAGCCUUGAACUCGCAACACGUGCACUUCACCACGACGGGAUCGUAGCCCUCGAAAAUGCAAUCCCACAUGACAAGCUUGACUUCUUGAAUGAGAAAAUGGUUGCAGAUGCUCUCUUCCUACAAUCAGCCGGUGACUCAAUGCCCUUCAACUACAAUAAAGGGAACAUCCAGCAAAACCCUCCAUUGGUGAAAAGGUACUUCGACCCAAACAUCUUCCUCAACCCCCUCGCCACCCAAACCACUUCGUCCCUUCUGGGCCCUCGCCCCAGGCUAUCCUUCAUAUCCGGCAACAGCGCACUCCCACCAGCUCCCGACUCAGAACCCCAAUCGCAACCCGUCCAUUCAGACGCCGACUUCGAACACCCACGAUCUCCAUUCGCGCUAGUUAUAAAUAUCCCACUGGUCGAGAUGACGCUAGACAACGGCACCACAGAAGUCUGGCUAGGGUCGCAUCUGAACUCAGGCAAACAUGUUCAAGAAGGCGAGCACGGCGAGAGAGCGAGCGGUCGCAUCAGGAAAGAUGUGCUUGCAGCACGAGCGCAAGAGCGGCAAUCCUCACAACCUGUCGUCAGGAAAGGCUCGAUUGUCGUGCGGGAUUUGCGGUUAUGGCAUGCGGGGAAGCCGAACUUCACGGAGCAGACAAGAGUCAUGCUUGCGAUGAUUCAUUUCGCGCCCUGGUUCAGGAAUGCUAUGGAGAUUACUUUCUCAGAGGAGCUUCGGCCGCAGCUCGAAAGCGAUGGUGGGCUUCAGAUUCAAGGCCGACUUAAACCUGAACAGGAGAUAUUGGAUACAUAUUUGAAGGGUGCGUAUGGUAAUGCCUAUGAUUUUGACCAGAAGGAGAAGUUGGAUAUUGAGUUUUGA